GUUUCCUUCACAACGUCCUCCCUAUAUUUAUUGUGCUGGUCGUAGUAAAUACUCGGAGGGCCUCGUUCGACGCAUUUCACAUUGCUUCACGAAAGUAGUUACUUCUCCUGGCUUGCCCAAUUUGCUUGCUUGCUUGCCCGCUUGCUCGCUUGCGACCCGACGAGCGCUCAGCAAAAUCCCGACCCUCCGUGCAGAAAGCCCCAGAACAUGGCGCCGCCCGUCGAUCCCGGAAUUCGCAAGAGAGUCUUGCGAGUCAUCUUUGUGUCCCUCCUGCUAGAUCUUAUCUCCUUUACCUUCAUCUUGCCGCUGUUCCCAAAACUGCUCGAGUUCUACCGCAACGCCGAGGCCCCCGUCGAUGCCGCUCAGCCCCAAUCCAGGACGCUGCUGUCGGCCGUGCUUGGAUAUCUCAACGCCUACAAAGCCGCCUUUUCACGUCCCAUCGACUCCCGAUAUGACAUUGUUCUGCUGGGCGGAGCUCUGGGGAGUCUUUUCUCCGCUCACUCGGCCAUCCGCAGUCUUCUCCAGGCCGUUGCUUCCCCAGUCAUCGGCCAUCUCUCAGACAAGCACGGCCGGCGCACUGCGUUGCUCGCCAGCAUGGCGGGAAACAUCCUCUCGGUCCUGCUGUGGGUCAUGGCCGUCGACUUCCGGACAUUCUUGGCCUCGCGCAUUGUCGGUGGUCUCUCGGAGGGCAACGUGCAGCUUGCGACUGCCAUUGCGACCGACAUAUCCGAUGUGAACAGCCGAGGCUCGACCAUGGCCCUUAUCGGCGCCUGCUUCUCCGUCGCCUUUACUUUCGGCCCGGCCCUGGGCGCCUGGUUCAGCUCUAUUGCCACGGUAGCCGCCAACCCGUUCGCGACUGCUGCCGGCGUGUCGCUGUUCUUGAUCGUCACUGAGACCGUGUAUCUCUACUUCGCCCUGCCGGAGACGCUGCCCUCGAUGACCAGGGCGAACGGCGCCGCGUCCGCCGGGAACGACGAAGCGAAAGCUGCCCCGUUGAAGGCUCAGAGGACCAACUCGCAUUUCCUUCUCAACUUUGUGCACUUGGCCUUCCUCCUCUUCUUCUCCGGCAUGGAGUUCUCCCUCCCUUUCAUGACGUACGACCUGUUCGGAUACAGCUCGGCCAAGAACGGAAGACUUCUUGGAUAUGUAGGCCUGGUCGCCUCGAUCCUGCAGGGCGGCGUGACUCGCAGGCUGCCGCCUCUCCUCUCCGUCAGGAUCGGAGUGCUGGCCUGCCUCGCUGCGUUCCUUCUCCUGGCCCGCAUCUCCACUGUGUCCGGCCUCUACCUCGCCGCGACAUGCCUUGCCACCACUUCUGCCACCGUGGUGACGGGCUUGAAUGCGCUCAGCAGCUUCGAGGCCAGCGAGAACGAGAGGGGGGGCAAGCUGGGUGUCCUCAGGAGCUGGGGCCAGCUUGGUCGCGGACUUGGUCCUGUGCUCUUUACGAGUGUCUACUGGUGGGCGGGCCGAGAGACGGCGUACGCCAUGGGCGCGCUGGGCAUCGCAGGUGUGGCUACGCUUGUCUUGUUUGGGCUCAAGACGCCGCCGGGUUCUGUCAAACACGGGGUCGGUGCGAAGACCUUGAAGGCCGAGAGGAAAGAGCUGUAG
Molecule: messenger RNA, 1605 nt
Organism: Thermothielavioides terrestris NRRL 8126
Lineage: Eukaryota; Fungi; Ascomycota; Sordariomycetes; Sordariales; Chaetomiaceae
Exons: 3
Coding region: 208-1605 (465 amino acids)
Biological process (GO): transmembrane transport
Cellular component (GO): brush border membrane
Molecular function (GO): transmembrane transporter activity
Source: RefSeq, a predicted model, not a curated record